AUGAAUCAAUGUCAACAGCCCUGUUCCUCUUCUUCAUUAUAUUCUACAAUUCCAACACCUAACGACUAUCAACAUCAUUUUCGUGUUUAUGUCGAUCCAGAAACUUAUUUCCAAAACAACCCAACUAUUAACAGUCCAGUCUCCUCCCCUUCCAUAGGACAAGGCUCUCCAGCAAGUGUAUUAGGCCAUCAGUUAGAUAGACUCGAAAUAGAUUUUAAUGGAGGAUUUUUACAAAAUGAGCAACAAAUCCAAAAUACUCCUCAUACAAAUAAUUUAAAACAUCAAGAAGAAAUUUAUAGAGAAAUUGUAAGUGAAUGUAGAGCUUUUGAACAACAGCAACAGCCUAAUGAUAGGGGAGAGACUGAGAUGAGGCUGAUUAAUGAUGCUUCUUGUGAUAUUGAUGAGGUGAGAGAUUAA
This is a messenger RNA of Meloidogyne enterolobii, 417 nucleotides long. Lineage: Eukaryota; Metazoa; Nematoda; Chromadorea; Rhabditida; Meloidogynidae. The record is from the annotation of a GenBank genome assembly.